Molecule: messenger RNA, 1740 nt
Organism: Sebastes umbrosus (honeycomb rockfish)
Lineage: Eukaryota; Metazoa; Chordata; Actinopteri; Perciformes; Sebastidae
Product: carnitine O-acetyltransferase-like
Exons: 11
Coding region: 1-1740 (579 amino acids)
Biological process (GO): carnitine metabolic process, CoA-linked
Cellular component (GO): peroxisome
Molecular function (GO): carnitine O-acetyltransferase activity
Source: RefSeq, a predicted model, not a curated record
AUGGUGAAGCCCUGUCUCUCGGUGAAACCUGUAUCGGCGUCUCUGGCUGCUGGCAGAACCCUGAACUGGCAGCAAGGACUGCCCAGUCAGCCACUCCCCCGUCUGCAGCAGACCUUUGAGCUCUACCUCAGCUAUCUGGAGCCCAUGAUGGAGGAGGACGAGCUGAAGCGCUUCAAAGAGCUGACGGAAGAGUUUCAGAAAGCAGGAGGGGUUGGAGAAAGACUGCAGAGAGGCCUGGAGAGGAAAGCAUGCAACACUGAGAACUGGCAACUUUUUGAGCAUGUUAAAGUCCUCAAAAAGGCAAUUAAUUUGCCUGAAAAAGAAAAAGAAAAAGAAGAAUUCCUACAGGAUCAAUGGGGCCUUCGCUGUUCCGACGUUGUCAGUGUUCAGGCCCUAAUAACCACAUCUUCUCUGUUCAUGUGUGCUGCCGAAUUAACAGCAUCUUUAUUGGAUGUAAAGACAAUGAUUGACAAUGAGACUCUACCAGUUGACUACUUGAGAGGGAAGCCGCUGUGUAUGAACCAGUACAAGCAGAUUAUGUCAUGCUGCGUCAUCCCUGGUCUGGAGACAGACUCAGUGGAGUACUACACCCACAAACACAUCACUGUAGUACACAACUGUCAGUUCUUUGUGCUGGAAGUGUACAACAAUGAUGGGACUCCACUGACAGUUGAUCAGCUGUGUGUUCAGCUGGAGAGGAUCUGCAAGUCUUCACUGCAGACAGACACGGAGCCUGUUGGCAUCCUCACCACCGGGGAUCGUGACACCUGGAGCAAAACCUACAUCAACCUCAUCAAGGAUAAGACCAACAAAGAGUCAUUGUCGGCUAUCCAAAGUAGCAUCUUCACAGUGUGUUUGGAUGGAGCGAUGCCUGUAGAUGAGAUAUAUGACAGGAGUGCAGGAGUCCAGGUCCUCUAUGGAGGAGGCAGCCAGUGGAACAGUGGAAACCGCUGGUUUGACAAGUGCCUGCAGUUAAUUAUUGGAGAAGACGGGACAUGUGGUGCAAACCUCACGCAUCACACUGCUGAUGGUACAACCAUGAUGUCUUUGCUCGGCCAUACUUUAGCAGGCAUGAAAAAGCCACAGCUGACUCAGUCUCCCAUGGAGCCUUUGCCCGUUCCCAAGAAACUACACUUCAACAUCACCCCUGACAUCAAGAAGGACCUUGAGGAGGCUAAGCUACACAUGGACAAACUGGCCCGAGACACAGAUCUGGUUGUUAGGAUAUUUGACCACUUUGGGAAAAACGUCCUCAAGGCCCACAAGAUGAGCCCUGAUGCUUUCAUACAGAUGGCGCUCCAGCUGGCCUACUACAGGAUGCACCAGCGGUUCACUGUACUGGAGGAACCUGUCUCCCUGCGAAUGUUCAGACUGGGCCGUAUAUGUAAUGUCAAUACAAACUUGCCUGCUGCAGUCACCUUCGUCAAGGCCUUCGAUGACCCCCAAAAAGAGAACUCAGAGAAAGUUGAUUUAUUGGAGAAAGCUCUGAAGGCACACACUCGGGACAUUGUCAUGGUAACGUCCAAGAAUGGGAUUCAGUCGAUUAUUGGCCCUCCUAAAAGAGGAGCGAUGAAUAUGUCCUACAGUAUUAUGGAUGAUCACAUUAAGCUCUGUUGGGUCACUGUGGAUACCUCUAACAACUGCACAGAAGUUAAAGCAGGUUCAAUGAUCCAAGCUCUGGAGGAUGCACUGUUGGACAUGAGGACCCUGAUCCAACAAACUUCAAGACCUGAAUUGUGA